AUGAUCGCCUCAUCCGUUGGAAAACAGUGCAGUGGAACCGGAUCGGAAGUCGUCAGUGCGACGGCACUCUUUGAGGAGUACUGUUCCUUAGGCAUUAAGCAGACGUCAGCGACUACAACAGCCUCGGAUGCCACCACAACAACUGGCGAUGGUAAUUCCUCAAAGACCAACACCGUUGCAACAUCUACAUCAGCUUCACAGGCAGAGAGUACCUCUUCUGCAUCCACAACUGCAUCAACGCCCGUAACCACAAAUACUUCGACUAUCGACAGUGUCCCACCAACAACUGUUUCCUCUAUUUCCGAGUCGACUUCAUCAACCACCGAAACAGCAACAAGCGACGCGGCCGGUUCUUCAAGCUCUAGUGCCAGCCUCGCAACCGGAGCGAAAGUUGCCAUCGGUAUCUGCGUCCCCCUGGCCAUAAUUGCUAUUGCGGCGGCUAUUUUCGUAUUCUUCCGAAGGCGCCGCGAGCCCAAGCCGAACGACCCAUACGGAGGAGUCAGACUGGAAAGCCGGGAAGAUGUCCAAGUGUACCACAAAUCAACCUCGGAGCCUGGCAGCACCUUUUACUCACCUUAUGAGACCCCUCUACAUUCAACCUCAACCUCAACGCCCCAAUUUCCCCCACUGCGGGAGCCGGCAAAAGCCUUCGAGAAGGCCGAGCUAGAUGGAACAUCUACCGCGGUCGGCCCAUCGGCGAACAAGUAUGAGCUUGAAUAA
Molecule: messenger RNA, 720 nt
Organism: Clonostachys solani
Lineage: Eukaryota; Fungi; Ascomycota; Sordariomycetes; Hypocreales; Bionectriaceae
Source: the annotation of a GenBank genome assembly